Molecule: messenger RNA, 993 nt
Organism: Trichoderma gamsii
Lineage: Eukaryota; Fungi; Ascomycota; Sordariomycetes; Hypocreales; Hypocreaceae
Exons: 2
Coding region: 1-993 (330 amino acids)
Molecular function (GO): oxidoreductase activity, acting on the CH-OH group of donors, NAD or NADP as acceptor
Source: RefSeq, a predicted model, not a curated record
AUGACUUCUGGUCCAACUCCAGCCUUUCCACCAGGCUCCUGGAUUCUUGUUACCGGCGUGACUGGCCAUAUUGCCUCUCACGUAACCUUACAGCUCCUGCAGCGUGGUUACAAAGUUCGAGGCACCGUCCGGGAUCUCAUUUCCGCCUCCUGGCUGGUUGAUGAUCUAUUCAAAAGUGCCGCCGUGUCCGGGAACUUUGAACUAACUCUGGUGUCAGAUUUCGGCAAUCCAGAUGCCUUCAAAGACGCCAUAAAGGGAGUCUCCGCUAUUGCACAUAUAGCCACUCCGAAUAAUUUCGACCCGGACCCGUCGAAAGUUAUCCCGGUAACGGUUGGAGCUGCAACGUCUAUAUUGAAAGCUGCUGCUUCUGAGCCUUCCGUCAAGCGGUUUGUUUACACUAGCUCAGUUGCGGCGGCUGCGACGCAGAGGCCCGGCAACCAUACACAUGUCGGACGAGAUACGUGGAACGACUGGGCGAUCGAGAUUGCCAAUGCCCCACCACCUUAUGAAGCUUCUCGGGGGCCAGCUGUCUAUAGCGCAGCUAAGGCUAAAGCAGAGAAGGCGGUAUGGAAUUACUUUGAAGAAGAGAAGCCGCCAUUUGCUAUCAAUGUUGUAAGCCCGUUCGCUACGAUUGGGCCGGUGUUGCAUCCCAGUCAGCCUGGCGCUACGUCUUUGUGGAUCAAGGAACUAUUAAAUGGAGACUUAUCAUCUACGAAUAUAGUCCCCAACUCCUUGCUAGAUGCGGAGGUUAACGGACGUCGUUUGCAGGCUUGGGCAGAGCCAGCGAACUGGAAUGACUUGCUGAGAACUUUGCGGAAGCUCUGUCCCAACAAUACCAGUAUAGCCUCUGAUAUCCCAAACGAAACAAAUAUUGAGUUAACGACAGACACGACCAAAUGUAUCAACUUGUUGAAGAAAUGGGGCGACCAGAACGGAUUUAGAACAACUGAGGAGGCUGUAAAAGAUACACUGGCUCACUGGAAAUUGGUCUGA